AUGAAGGACAGUUUUGACCUCUUUAGCAGCUUAUUCGUCUAUAAUAGAUUCGCCAAACGAGAGCUAAAGAACCUAGAACUUUCCUUGGAAAAGGUUAAGCAAAUGCUACAGGACAAGAUGAACGAAGAGCAAAAUCUGAAUGAGUCCAACCUCUGA
Dovyalis caffra is the source of this 156-nucleotide messenger RNA. Lineage: Eukaryota; Viridiplantae; Streptophyta; Magnoliopsida; Malpighiales; Salicaceae. The record is from the annotation of a GenBank genome assembly.